This is a messenger RNA of Colias croceus (clouded yellow), 2201 nucleotides long. Its product is annotated as 5'-3' exonuclease PLD3-like. The coding region runs from base 68 to 1831 and encodes 587 amino acids. The record is from RefSeq and is a predicted model, not a curated record. Gene Ontology annotation, molecular function: catalytic activity. Lineage: Eukaryota; Metazoa; Arthropoda; Insecta; Lepidoptera; Pieridae. The transcript has 11 exons.
AACUCGACGUGAAUAGACUAGCGCGUGGAAAGUCAUCUAACUUUUUACCCGCGUUUUUCAAAUAAGAAUGCCUUCUUGGUGGGACUAUUUACAUUUCAACCGUCAAUAUAAUAAUAAAAGAAACCUCGAAGAGGGGCUGUUUCAAAUAGCAUCUCAAACGUGUAAUAUUUUGGUGAAAGUAAACAAUACGAACAAUAUAAAUUUGACUAGGAAUGACAGAAGCGACGAGUACGGUUGUGCUGGUCCACCUAAGGGGAAUAGUUCGAUGCAAAUCUGCGUUCCGAAGUUUAGAAAGAACUCCAUUACGGCCGGCUGCAAUCCAGGAUUGUCGACUGUACUAGAAUCAGGGAGUGUGGGGAACGCGUCGUCAUCUGAUGAAGAGUUGGAGCAGUGGGAGCAAAUAUUCAUGAUGAGAGAUGAAAAUGGAAAUAGCUACCAUGACAAGAGAAAGAAACGCAGUAUAUGGUGUAGGCCAUCCUGCAUACCUGUAUCAAUAGUGAUACUGUUGAUAGUGCUUGUGGUGUUGGUGCCACUGUUAGAUCAACCAAAUAUAGCACAUGUAUUGCCAACUGCGGCAAGAGAUUUGCAUUGCUCAGAUGAGUGUAGGUUAUCGUUAGUAGAAAGUAUACCUGAGGGCCACAUGUAUCCGCCUAAUUCGACACAUGCAAAAACGAAAAACGUGUGGCUCGACUUGAUAGAUGAAGCUCAAAACUCUAUAGAGAUAGCGUCCUUAUAUUGGACACUUAGGUUUAACGAAGAAUAUCCAUAUAAUUCCUCUAUUGAGGGUGAACAAGUAUUCCAAGCCUUGCUUGCAGCUGGAUUGAAAAGGAAUAUAAAACUAAAAAUUGCUCAAAACUGGCCCUCUAAGACUCAUCCUAAUAUAGACACUGAAUAUUUAGUUAAGAAAAAAGCAGCACAAGUACGCAGUUUAAAUUUCUCCAAGUUACUGGGCGGUGGCGUACUACAUACGAAGUUUUGGAUAAUAGACAGAUCGCAUUUCUACAUCGGCAGUGCUAACAUGGACUGGCGAUCGUUAACACAAGUAAAAGAAUUGGGCAUCGUAGCGUACAACUGCUCCUGUCUCGGGACCGACCUUGGCAAAAUAUUCGACGUAUACUGGAGUCUGGGCACAGCAGAUGCCGUCGUGCCGGACUCUUGGCCGAAGGAGUUGAACACAGAGAUCAAUAUGGAACAUCCGAUUAACAUAUCUGAUGGUCUCGGUCGAUACGGGGCUUUUAUAACGAGUUCUCCACCGAAACUUAGUCCCGUGGGUCGCACGAACGACGACGACGCGAUUGUUAACAUCAUCCAUUCGGCUGAAGAGUUUGUGUACAUAUCCGUCAUGGAUUACGCUCCUGCGUGCGAGUUUACGCCGAUACCGAGGUACUGGCCAAAAAUAGAUGACGCGAUCCGUGCUGCGGCGGUAGAGCGGCGAGUCCGUAUACGCAUGCUCGUCAGCUGGUGGCGGCACUCGUCGGGCGCGGAGGAGCACUACCUGCGCUCGCUCGCCGCGCUGCACAACGCGCUGCCCCGCCUCGAUGUACAAGUGCGUCGCUUCAUAGUCCCAUCAACACCGGAUCAAGACAAAAUACCGUUCGCACGAGUCAACCACAAUAAAUACAUGGUUACAGACAAAACUGCGUACAUUGGGACUUCCAAUUGGUCGGGCGACUAUUUCAUAGAUACAGCGGGUGUUGCGUUCGUAUAUCAACCGGAGUUAGAUGAUGUUCGAGAUAUUUCUAGAAACUUCACGAAGAACAUUCGACAGGAUUUGCAAGAAGUGUUCGAGAGAGAUUGGUCGUCUCCGUACGCAGUACCGCUGCGGUUAUAGCAUUUACGUGUGAUUUAAUAACUGCCAACUUGUAUUCCGAUUCUAACCAUUUUUAUUAGUGUUUUUUGUUUGGUUAUUCGUGUUUUUUGGGGUGUUGAAUGCUAGUGAUUUAUAGCUGAUAUUUUAAAGAGAAAAGUUUCAAACAUUGUUAUAUUUUGCGGGUAGUAACGUUCAUUGAAAAAAAAAUACCACACCUUAUUUAACGACACUUCAUCAUUAUACAUAUUAAAAUAAUCAAGUCUUUAUUUUACUUCGAAUAAAAAAAAUGUGGUCGAAAUUUACUCUAUCGUUGAGAAGUUUUCUUUUAUAAUUAAUUUAGAUGUAUGUGCUUCUUUCAUUUUAUUUAGGAUUCAAGUAUAUAAAUAAUUGU